Suillus discolor is the source of this 1151-nucleotide messenger RNA. RefSeq lists its product as uncharacterized. The transcript has 3 exons. The record is from RefSeq and is a predicted model, not a curated record. Lineage: Eukaryota; Fungi; Basidiomycota; Agaricomycetes; Boletales; Suillaceae. The coding region runs from base 57 to 710 and encodes 217 amino acids.
AAACUCUUGCUCUCCUUUCUUCUACUCACUCUGUCCUUUAUACCACCCAAAUAAACAUGAAUCGAGAUAAUAAUGAAAAGGACGACUCCGUGAAGCACUCUCAACCAAUUCCGAUGGCUACUCAUCACUGGAGGCACCGCUCCAUGUCCGUUUCCUCCGAAUCAUCCACUUUACCUGGCUCACCUCCCCAGCUACACACUCCAUUGAGUCUAAAUUCUCCCCAUGUUCCGGUUGCCUCCCCAUCCAGUUCUCCCAUCCUUUCCUUUCUGUCUCAGUCUCCAACCUCAAAAUCCCCAUCUUCGGUUCCUUACCGCGGCUUUGGUGGUCAACCUUCGUUUGAUGACGACGCCCUCGACGAACUUCCAGCAUCGGUUCAUUCCCGUUGGGCUGGUACAUCUGGGCGGUUUGCGCCCGCUCCACCUGCCCCUGAAGCCCAGACCGACCGUGGAGCUGGGUUGUUAAGGCGUCUAUCACUCGGAAGCGCACUUGCAAAGCCUCCGAACAUGGAUAAUACGAACUCUCGAAGUCCCACAAUUCCUACUGCUCCACCUAACUCCGCAGUCUCCCCUGCCACAACAACUUUACCCUCAUUUCCUGUUCGCAAGGCAAGGCGCUCGGCAACGGUGAGCAUUGACACUGGACGCCGGCAUCGCGCGCCUUCUCCCAUGGGCGAGAGGAUCCUCAAGGGUCAUUUCGACGGCUUCAAUUAACAGGCAUUAUGCCCACCAUCCCUUCGUCUUAUCACAUACCCCUUGGGCUCUCGCGCGAACACUUUUCUCAAACUGUACCACCAAUAAUGGCCUUGAUUGGAGUUUCAACAAGUUCUCGGUUAUGUCAACAAGCAGCUGCCGCUUCACCAACCCUAAUGCGCUCUUCUAUAUCUAUCGGUUGGCUCAUAUCACUCUGUUACUCCCAACUUGUAUCGCCACUGUCACUUGCCACAUUUACAUUGCAUUAAGGCGUCCCAUUUGGUGAGCACCGCAGUUCGAGGUAGCGAGGUCAGUAGUUGAUUCGUGCGAUUAGAUCACCAUAUACACCAACACUUUUGCGUCUCGUCUCUCUCUGUUCUUUACUGCACCACUUGUAAUUCGUAUCGCCUCUAUAUUCGCUUAGUGCAGCUUCGUUUUCUACUGUAUAUGUACUACCACAAC